This is a messenger RNA of Cololabis saira (Pacific saury), 1243 nucleotides long. RefSeq names its product retinaldehyde binding protein 1b (gene rlbp1b). Gene Ontology annotation, molecular function: phosphatidylinositol bisphosphate binding. The coding region runs from base 127 to 1050 and encodes 307 amino acids. The transcript is spliced from 8 exons. Lineage: Eukaryota; Metazoa; Chordata; Actinopteri; Beloniformes; Belonidae. The record is from RefSeq and is a predicted model, not a curated record. Gene Ontology annotation, cellular component: membrane.
AGCCUCGGCCAGCUGCUGCUGCACACCUGCUGCUGCACACCUGCUGCACACCUGCUAUACACCUGCCUCACACCUGCUGCACACCUGCUGCACACUCAGACUGAAGAAAGUUGAUCUGCAGAAGAGAUGGCUGUAGUGAGUGGAACGUACCGCAUGGUGUCGGAGGAGGAGCAGGCUCUCCGGGCCAAACUGGAGCGUCUGACCGUCAAGGACCACGGGCCCGUGUUCGGACCCUGCGCUAGCGUCCCGGACCACACCCUGCAGAAGGCCAAGGACGAGCUGCAGGAGACGGAUGAGAAGCGCGUGUCGGCGGUGAAGGAGCUGCGCGGGCUGAUGAAGGAGAAGGCCGACGGGGGGGACGAGCUGGCCCAGGGGGUGAAGGACGCCUUCGGGGACAAACCCGACGCCCUGCUGGUCCGCUUCAUCCGGGCCCGGAAGUACGACGUGCCCCGGGCCUUCGACCUCAUGAAGGGGUACGUGCGGUUCCGGAGAGACUACCCGGAGCUGUUUGAGAACCUGACCCCGGAGGCGGUACGCAGCACCAUCGAGGCCGGAUACCCGGGAAUCCUACACAGCCGGGACAAGUACGGCCGCGUGGUGCUGCUGUUCAACAUCGAGAACUGGGACUACGAGGAGAUCACCUUCGACGAGAUCCUGAGGGCGUACUGCGUGAUCCUGGAGAAGCUGCUGGAGAACGAGGAGACGCAGAUCAACGGCUUCUGCAUCAUCGAGAACUUCAAGGGCUUCACCAUGCAGCAGGCGUCGGGAAUCAAACCCACGGAGCUGAAGAAGAUGGUGGACAUGCUGCAGGACUCGUUCCCGGCCCGGUUCAAGGCGGUCCACUUCAUCCACCAGCCCUGGUACUUCACCACCACCUACAACGUGGUGAAACCCCUGAUGAAGGGCAAGCUGCUGGAGAGGGUGUUUGUUCACGGAGACGAGAUGGAAAGUUAUUACAAGGAGUUCGACGCUGAAAUCCUUCCCUCCGAGUUCGACGGAAAAGGUUCCAAGUACGACGGCAAAGCCACGGCGGCCAAGCUGUUCGAUUAGACGUCCUGUUUCCCUGGCAACGAGGCUACACCUCCGUGUAAUCAGACCCUUUAGAGCGGUGUAGCUGUGUGGGUGUAGCUGUGUGGGUGUAGGUUUGAAUGAACGAGUGUGUGAGGAGUUCACAGAUGACGCGUCAUCAAUAAUAAUGUCCAGAAUGUACGAUAAAUGUACAAUAAACUGUAAAUAAACACAA